GCUUGAGCGUCGUACACUCUGUACACUCUUUAAGAGUACAGCUGUUCCAACCAAUAAAGGGGAGUCAAUGAAUGUUCUCUCUGAUCAGAAGGGAGAGAAACAAUUCGCGCUAAUGUGAAGAUCGAAGAUGUCAACCAUAGCCAAAAAUAUCUUGCAGAGGUGUGCCAGUUUGGGUGGACCCGGAUUGCAAUUUUCCCGAUCCUUAAAUGCCAAUCGCGCCGUGGUAACUAAAAUCGGCCGAACAAUCUACGAGAGGACCUAUCCGGAUACGUUGAUGGUUAAACCCGAUGGAUCCACGAUCCGAAUCCGAUAUCAUAUCCCAAGACAAAUCAUUAAAUUACCUUUUGACAUUCAAGAAUCUUCCAUGGCGGACUUGAAGAGGAUCAAAGCUCUUCGAACCCAACGAGAGAAGAAGACAGACGUUGGCGAGGACCUUAAAGUGAAAGCAUUCGACCCUUUGGACUACUUGAAUUGAUCCUGCCAGGGAUAUCAUUUUU
Tigriopus californicus is the source of this 497-nucleotide messenger RNA. RefSeq names its product large ribosomal subunit protein mL55-like (gene mRpL55). NCBI's taxonomy places the organism in Eukaryota, Metazoa, Arthropoda, Copepoda, Harpacticoida, Harpacticidae. The transcript has 3 exons. The coding region runs from base 128 to 475 and encodes 115 amino acids. Gene Ontology annotation, biological process: translation. The record is from RefSeq and is a predicted model, not a curated record. Gene Ontology annotation, cellular component: mitochondrial large ribosomal subunit. Gene Ontology annotation, molecular function: structural constituent of ribosome.